This is a messenger RNA of Schizophyllum commune H4-8, 2439 nucleotides long. RefSeq lists its product as uncharacterized. The record is from RefSeq and is a predicted model, not a curated record. Gene Ontology annotation, biological process: DNA-templated transcription. The transcript is spliced from 11 exons. The coding region runs from base 1 to 2439 and encodes 812 amino acids. NCBI's taxonomy places the organism in Eukaryota, Fungi, Basidiomycota, Agaricomycetes, Agaricales, Schizophyllaceae. Gene Ontology annotation, molecular function: zinc ion binding; DNA binding.
AUGCCCAUCGCCAUGGAGGCGUCCUCCUCUGGAGACGCGCCCGCGAAGGCCAAGAAACGGAGAUUGCAAGAUAGCGCAAAGAACCCAGGAGGCCGCUGCAGCAAGUACGUCCCGAACCGUCUUCCCCCCGCGCACUGCCUCAUCUUCGCAGCUGUGUCGCAUUCAAUUCACAUUGCACGCAUUAUGCUAUACACGGAAAGGGAAGCAGCGGAGCCUACGCCAGAACGUCUACGUGAAGUAGAGCGCACGUUUGGCAUGUCCGUCGAAGAUACCAACGACUUUCUCCUGAAUACGGACUCCGAUUCAUCCUUGUGCGACUCCAAAGCCCUCGUCACGAGCAUCCUCGACGACGCGCACGCCUUCUUCCAAUCCGUCGACCUAAUCUCUCUGCAAAAAGCCGCCCUCCGCCUCGCCAAAUACGCCCGCAGCCUCGAAGAGACCGCGCAGCAAGCCCCACAGCCUACCAACUCGGACAUCGCCUACGUCGCGGAUGAGGACGUGCCCGACCUGACGGUCGCGGACUCGCACGAGGAGCCGAUAACGGACGAGCUGUGCGACGCGGCGGAUGGGCUGGCGGACCGGUUGUGGCAGCUCACGCUGAAUUGGGCUGCGCAGGGGAGGUAUUUUGGCAAGAGCAGCAAUGUGCACUUCAUCAAGAGCGCGAUGGAUAUGAGGGAUGGGUAUGCGGGGGCGAGCUAUAAUCAUCUUGAUUUUGAGAUCAAGAAGCGGAUGGAGUAUUGGACUGUGAGGCCUUGGGAAAUCGAAACUUCCGUCCCCACUCAACCGCCCCUCACAUUCCCCGAUCACUCCUUCCUCCUCGAGCUCGUCGACCUCUACUUCAAAACCAACGAGUCCUGGGUCCCCAUCAUGCACCGCCCGACUGUCGACCGGGAUCUCGCUAGCCGGCGUUAUUUGCGCGACCGCUCGUACGGGUAUCUGGUCCUGACGAUGUGCGCGCUGGCGUCGCGGCACUCGGACGACCCGCGCGUGUUUGCGGACAGGCGACCGGGGUCGGAGAACAGCGCGGGGUGGCAGUGGUGGUCGCAGGUGGAGAUUAUCAGGAGGAGCUAUCGGUCUGCGCCGUCGUUGGUGUUGUUUUUGUGGGGGACGUCGGUUCCGGAGGAUUGUUGGAAGAUCUCCAUGGGGAUUCGCCUCGCCCAAGAGGUCGGCGCGCACCGCAAGCGCAAGACCGCCAACGCUAUCGAGGACGAGUUGUACAAGCGUGUCUUUUGGGCUCUGGUCAUCGAGGACAUACAACUCUCAUCGUACAUGGGCCGACCACGGGCGACGACUUGCGAGGACAUCGACCUCGACCCGGUCAUCGAAGCGGAGGACGAAUAUUGGCUCACCCCGGAGAAGCAGCCGGAGGGCCGCAUCGGGCGUGGGGUGUACUUCAAUCAGUUGAUUCGGAUUAUACAUGUUAUAUACUCCAUCAAGAAACCCCGCCUCCGCUCGAACAUGUCCCGCCGCGACUGGCAGCUGCGCGUCGUAUCCUGCAUCGACUCGGCGCUAAACUCCUGGCGCGAGAACUUGCCUACGUUCUUGCGCUGGAGCCCCGAUGAGACGAAUGCGGAGCUGCGCGAUCAGGCGAUGUUGCUGGCUGCGGCCUUGUUUUUGGCGCAGAUACAGCUGCACCGACCCUUCAUCGUGGCGCCGAAUACGUCGCAGUCGUUCCCAUCCCUCGCUAUCUGCGCCAACGCUGCGCGCACCUGCCUUCGCAUGAUGGAGCGGAACUCGAAGAUGAGCUUCACGCCUUGGCCGCAUGCGGUCAUGGCCAUCUUCUGCUCCUGCAUCGUCCUCAUCCUCUACGUCUUGCAUCGACAACAAACGGGGAACGCAGGCGAUGGGGAGAAGGAUGUCAAGCUUGUCUUUGAGGGCUUGAAAGUGAUGGCGCAGUACGAGAAGCGGUGGCAGUUUCCGGGGAGGUUGGACGUCCUGUACAACCUGUUCCCUGCCGGCGGCUUCAAGUUCUCCACGGAUAUCGCGCCGAAGGGCAACAAGCGAGCGCACGAGGGCGACAUUACGGAGGAGACACCGCCAUUGUUGACGUCCUCGUCAGCUUCGUCCAAUGACGGAUUCGUUUCUAGAGGCGCGGACUUCCCUCCUCCAGCCGCCCCUGCUUUCGGUGGCGUUUGCGAUCUUGGUAUAUCGGAGGAUGAGCUGGCCUAUCUGUUUGCCCUGCCAUCGGACCAGCCCAUCGCCCCGAGCGCUGCUGACAUGCCUCAUCCGACCGCUGGCGCGAUGCCCGACGAAGUGUGGUCUACACUUGGGGAUGGGCGAUUGUCGAGCAGUAUGGGUCCUGUCACUAUAGGUGGCGAUGAUUCCUCUACCGCUUCAUCGGCUGGCCCAUCGACGUUCAAUGCACCAGGCUAUCACCAGAAUCCCUUUGACGUUGGAGAUAUGGGCAAUGCUAGUAGCUCAACGGUCACUGGUGAGUAA